Cuscuta campestris is the source of this 2315-nucleotide messenger RNA. The record is from the annotation of a GenBank genome assembly. Lineage: Eukaryota; Viridiplantae; Streptophyta; Magnoliopsida; Solanales; Convolvulaceae.
AGCAGUGAUCAUGCACAAUUGAUUGGGAUAGUUGUGCACAGUGAAGAAAUAAACAUUGCUUUGGUUGGACACCUAAAGAUUUCUUCAUCUUCUGGAAGGUUGCAAAUAGUUGAUGCAACUGGCAGCAUUGACGUCGCACCAGACUUUUCGUUGAAUUGGAAUUUCGAGAGUAUAUAUGAGGUAAAACGAUUCACUCUAAGUAUGCAAGGCUUACCUGAAAAGAUGGAUCAUUUCAAUUUACUCAAAACCGAACCUUUUGCAUGCCGAAGUAUUUUCGCAAGUGGCCCACUGUUAAGAAAAAUUAAUAUGUCCCUCCAUCUUGCCUAUAAUGUGGCAGACAAAGAAUCCAUAGACCCUCCAUUUUCAGCACAUGUCAAAAUGAAGGAGACCCUUCAAGAGAUUGAAAGGGGGCAGUUCCAUCUGCUAUGGAUAAAGCAUAAAUUUCCCAUCAUGCAAAAGUAUCAAUGCCAUCGUGGUAUUUCAAGUAAGUCGAGUGUGUUUGCUGAGGCUCUAGUUAUACCUUGGGAUCUGCUUAUUCCUGAGAGUGAUGAAGAUACACCCACUGUGCCUUUUUCUGACCUAUUGAGAGAUUCUAUGGAAUACCAAAGUGAAAUUUUACCUCCAUUCAAAAAGAGAAAAAUUGGCCAUGCAUCAAUGCGAAACCAUUAUAAUUUUAAGUACCCAUCGGAAGUUCUCUGUCUUGUUACCGGUAGAAGAGACAAUUCACAUUGCAUUGGCAAGCUGCAAUGCCAUAAUGCUGGCGCGAGUUUUGGCUGUUCUGAACCUGAAAUGAGAAAGAUAUUGUUCGAAUUCACAUUUGAAGCCUUUUCAGUGUAUGAGGCCCUGAGAAUCGGUUGUUACUACAUCAUAAGUCACAACAAGGCAGAUGUGUUGUGUGCAUCAGGAAAUGGCAGUAAAGUUCUUUUGAAUUCCAGAAUUCAUAUUUGGAGCCUUUCAUUUUCAGUUGCCGAGAUAUCCCCUGAAGAAAGCUACCCGCAACAUGAAACACAAUCUGACGUUAACUUGUUUCUGUCUCCUGACUUCAUAAGCCUCCUGGAAGACAAUUUGAAGCUGCCCAAUGCAACUCUGAAGAAUCCCAUUGUUGCAUAUGAAGAAGAAACUGAGAGAAAAAACUGCAACGAGGCCUCGAUCACUUCUUUAGCACUACCCAGUGGCACAAGAUAUGUUGGUCACCGUUUACCCGAAGGAAAUCUCAUAUCUUUAUGCGGAUGGGUAUGUGAUGUUCAUCAUUUAGAUGAGAAAUCACGUGUACCACUAAGGGGUGGUGCCCAUGGCGGAGCUCUUCAUUCGGUGUUAUUUGAAGAAACAUGCAUCUGUGUCCAUCUUAUGGUGCACCAGAAGAUGGUCAAAAUUUAUGGUGCCAUACAUAAGAGCGCUUACCCAGCUGUAUUUGGAAGAGGCGUGACUGCAACAUUUCACCGUAUCCUUGUACUCAGUGGGCAUGAUAGUUUCAUGAUGAUACCUUCAUCUUUCAUCAGUGUGCUCUCUGGAAGCAACAGUUAUGAUGCACCUGGUGCUAUUGUCAGCCAUUAUGUUCCUGCUUCUGGAGGCUCGCGGAGUUUGGAUCCAUCCAGUGAUGUGCGUAAAGCUCUGAUUUCCGAAACAACACAUUGCUCAAAGAGUGAACCAUUGCUGUUCCGUUGCAGGGUUGUAUCUGUUUAUGUCCUCAUCAUGGAAAACCAGGACGAUUACUUCUUUUCGCGUAAAAUCAAGUCAUUUCAUGUUAACAUUCCACUCGCCGGGUUUGUCAUAGAUGAUGGUUCGUCUUCUUGCUGCUGCUGGGCAAAUGGUGACCGCGCAGCGGCUUUGCUUGGACUGUUGCAUCCCAAAGCUCAUCUGAAGGAGGUGAUAGAGCGGCACCAUGGGAGAGUGGUGGUGAAAAACCACGGAUCCACACUUGAUCCUUCGGCUCAGGAGCUGAUGAUCACCGGCAAAGACAUGAUCUCCUCAUCAUCAUCAUCAUCAUCAGAUGAAGAACUCCUGAGGAUGAUGAUUCUGAAUGCUUGUUCCAGUAAAUCUUGGAACGUGGUCGCGAGGGCGAUGGAUUCGGAAGGGUCAGAGGAACUGGAGAAACAACUGAGGGAAGUGGGUAUGGUGUUGGUGCCCCAGAUGAAGAAUGUUUGGGCUUUUGGAGUUGAUCAGGUAGAGGCUGCUGCUGAGGCAAGAAACAUCAUUAAAGGACUGCUACUACUACCACCACACCAAACUCAUCCUUGACUUUACUUGACUGUGCCUGUUAUGUCUCUUUUUUUUGUUCCUUGUAAAUAUUGCUUCAAUCAAAUGUUUCACGUUUG